AUGCGACGGUUCCCGCUAUCUAACACGCUUCGGAAUCUAAAAUUCAAUAUUAAGAACUACAGAGCCGUCAACCUUCGACCCACUUUCCAGUCAUCAAAUCACCCUUUCUGUACCAAUUCACAGCUUUUGGAAGCGUCGUAUUCCCAAUGGUUCAAAAAUGCAUCCAAGGAAAUUCCCGCAAAGAUCAUAACUCAGCUAACUGAGACUCUGGAUCGUCAAUAUGAACAGAACCAAUCAACCCAAAAAUGGGUAGCACUUCCUGCCUCUUCUAUGGCAUUUAGAAAUCCUGUGGACCACCAGGAGAGCUGGGAAGAUGUCCUGGCAAAACACAAAUCAUUUUCAGAAUCUGCAUUCAAGUCAAAAUUAUUCAAACUCGUUGAAACGAACAACCUACAAGAAAUUGCAUCUAACUUUAAACUGCAUGCUGACCGCGACCAAUACAUAGACACCGAGCUGCUAGUGGCCAUUAUAAAAGGGUGCUUGAAACCGGAGGACCAUAAACUCACUUUGGAAAAGUAUCCUGAACCGUCAUUAAGUGAGAAAGACCCCCAUCUCAAUUUUUUCACUCCUUACUAUGUGAAGCUCAGAACACGAAUACCGAUUUUGUACGAGAUCUGCCAACUCUACGAGCCCAAACUGUUUGGAAAUAAGGAUUUCCAAGAAAUUUACGUGCAAAUAUGCUACCAUCAAAAUGACAUGGAUAAACUUCAACAGUUGCUAUUCACCUACUUGAACCAUGAGACCUACGAUGCCACCACAUUGAGCUACGUUUUCACUUCGUUGAUCCAAAACUACGAGGUUGAGUUCACCAAGGGCUUGUUUUCUAACUUGUUGACGCUUGGCAGACAAGUGGAUCCCAUAGUGUUGGAAGUGGUGGUUUCCCAACUUGUAUCUGUGCUGGCGCUUUUUGAAAACGUUGUUCACGUUUUUCAGUCAUGGUUAAGAUCUCUGUGUGGAAUUCCCACCCCAAAGACUAUGGCAAUCUUGAUUCAUGAAUACGCCAAGUAUGGCGACGAAGAAGAAAUUGUAUCUUUGAGAAAUGUCAUUUUCAAAUGUGGCCUCGAAAACAACAUGCAUGUUCGCCUCGCGGACCUACAAUCCUCCAUUAUCAUGAGAGAGCCCACCCAUUUCAAAAAAACCAUCACAAACCAAGACCUUGCAACGGCGGAGAGUAUCCUUCAAUGUGCAAAAGAGUCUGGCGAUCCAGCAGAAGUAAAGUACUUUUUUCACCUGAUGGUGUUAUUUUUCUCGAAAUUUUCAAACUUGGCUAUGGUACAAAGCUUCAUUUCCAAAUUGCAAAAAGAUUUUCUACACGAUGACGCCAUCCAUAAGGUUAUUAGCAAAUACUUUGUGCGUCAUGACCAAUUUCUACCAUUGUUGGAUUACCUUCAAAAGUCCGAUGCCAGCUUCGAUGCCACCUAUUUGAAGGACUUGUUUGCCUCGUUCGUCAAGACUUAUCCUUACCAUGCGCAAGAAUUCGCCGAGCAAUUUCAGCAAUUUGUACGUCUGAGUGGGUAUUUUUCACCUUUGUCGUUGAGCCACAUUUUGAAAGCACUUCAAGUAAAACGCUUGGACUCUCAGCUCACCCCAUACUGCUUGGAACCGCCAAGCUUUGAUAGUCGCAAAUAUGAAUCUUCAAACUGGAAACGUAUUGAGUGGAAGCCUACCGUCCAUGGAAAGCGCCAAAGUGCUGCGAUUCAGGUUGAUUUCAGAAUUGGUCGUGGUUUCCGAGAUGUUAUGCGUAAAGGAGUGAAGCCCGACUACAAAGUGAUUGAAACGACGUUCAGAAGACUGAAUCCACAAAAUCGUGCCAAGAUAUUGCAAUACUUGAAAGCCAUGAGGUUCCCUGUUCAUGACUACGACAAGCUCGCCAUACUUAAUUUGCAAUUGACUAAAGACAAGUCUAUGCUUGAAAGCUACGUGAAAGCACAGCCAUUCGAAGAACUCAAUUCCAAUAAUAUCAUCAUGCUCGGACGAAUGCUUUUGAACAAGUCGUUGUAUCGUACCAACAAUAAGCUCUUGAACUCCAUGAGAAUCACAGAAAUGAACGAUCGCACCCAUAUGGUAUUGCUCAAUCUUCAGUUACGCAACUAUUUGAAACAAGGCCAUUACUCUCGCAUGAUAGAUACCAUCAACAGCUUUCCAAUUGACGAGGUGGUACUCAGUCCAUACUUGUACAAGCAGUGUCAAUUCAUAGAGAAGGAUCUUGUGAGAAGGCUCAAACUGGAAAAACAGAAGAACUGUGACAAACUGGAUGAGCCCAACUGUGGAGUGAAACUGGAUGACGGAAAUCGUGCACUUUCGUCACUUCGAGGUCUACUUGGAGAUAUAAGAAUACGUCUCGAUCAUGAUAAGAUUGAAGUCAAUGCCAAGGUACACGAAAUGUUCCAAUGGCUCACUACAUGGAUGGCAGACCCACGAAAGAACUAG
Meyerozyma guilliermondii ATCC 6260 is the source of this 2430-nucleotide messenger RNA. RefSeq lists its product as uncharacterized. Lineage: Eukaryota; Fungi; Ascomycota; Pichiomycetes; Serinales; Debaryomycetaceae. Bases 1 to 2430 code for a protein of 809 amino acids. The transcript has a single exon. The record is from RefSeq and is a predicted model, not a curated record.